AUACAACCCCUUUCACUGUCUCAUAGUCACCCAGAUUGGAAUAACUUAAUUCCUUGCUCUCGCUCUCACUACACACCAAAACAACAACAUGGGGAAACUCCUGGUGCUCUGUGCUGUGAUUCUUGCUGGCAUCAGUGUGGGAACUGCUCUGCAAUGCUUGAAAUGCUCAUUCACUGUUUUCAACAUCCCAUGUCACACUACCACCGUCACUUGCGAGGCUGAGCAAGUCUGUGCUACCAUCCAGGGAAGGGCAGCUGGACAUAGCCUUAUCAUGAAGAGGAACUGUGUGGAUAAAGACAAAUGUAACAAGAAUGAAACUGCCUCCUAUGCAGGAGUCAGCUACAUCACCACGUACCAGUGCUGUGAAGGAGACUUUUGCAAUUCAGCUGCCACCCUGCCUUCUGCCCACUUCUCCCUGUCCCUUGUCCUGGCUCUGUUGGGUCUCUGGUUCACUCGUUUCCUCUAAUCCCUCUCCCCAGGAAGCAAUCUCUAUAAGUUGGCCAAACUGGGGGAGGGAAGCCCUCCCAAGAUUCAACUUUACCAAAUAGAUCUUCCUAUUGAAAGUGUAUUUGUUCAUCUGUCAAGGCAUAUGUUUAUCUCCCUGUACCUGCUAUCUUAAAUCAUAUGAACCAAAACUUACUUUUGAAGAGACUAGAAAUGUGUUUGGAGAAGAAAAUCUUCUUUGCCUUCUUGUUGAUUAUUUGUGUUCCCUUACUCUGGGAGAGAUGCAGACAUCCGGUUUGCCAUUCAUUAUAUUCUACACGUCUCUGCUUGAUGUAUAGUCAAAUUUUCCUUGCUAUUGGAAUAGAUGGUAUAGAGCAAUGGUUUCCAGUCUUGGGCAACCCAGAUGUUCUUGGACUGCAAUUCCCAGAAGCCUUCACCACCAGCUGUGCUGGCCAGGAUUUCUGGGAAUUGCAGUCCCAGAAUGCCUGGGUUACCUAACAUUGGGAAUCACUGGAUAGAUGACCAACAAGGUCACCACUGGAUGAGAUUGUUCCGCCUGAGUUGAUUAGUCAACAACUAACUUACUAUAAGUCAUUUACCAUACACACUACAAUGAAGUCAUUGGUCAGUAAAAUGGUUGCCUGCAUCUGUCUUCUGGCUAAGUUCUGCCUGGAGAUGAUGCUAGGAACCAGCGAGGUCAGAUCACAGGCCAUUGCAAGAGCCCACUGACUGAGGAGAUGAUCCGGAGUUCCUUCUAAUCAUAUGGGAUUCUGGGACAUGUUGACACUGGGCUGAAGAGCAGGUCCCACAGAAGUGAUUGUAUCCUGGUUGGAGCCCGUAAGAAAUCAGAAGUUAUAAACACAGCUUUAUCCUUCAUCCUUCUUUUCCAUCUUUCCUACAUGUAUCUGGACUAUCAUGUUAUGUCCAUUUGAUUGCCGGGAUUCCUUUCUAAGGAAUUCUGGGAUUUGUAGUUUGGCAAGGCAUUUUGUAUUGUCAGCUAUGGAGCUUAUCUAGCACAAUCCUCUGAAUCAUGGCCGAGAGAGGCCUAAGAAUAUUCCCAAACCACAAACCCCAGGAUUCGUUACAAUGGUGCUGUGGCAGUUCAAAACUGUAUUGAUUUUUUUGGUAAUAUCUGUAAUGCCUGUUGUUGUUUUUUUCUCUUGCUUUCUCCACCCACUCCUUCCCUUUUCACUCGUUUCUGUUUACCCAUUGCCACAUUUUCUCUAGUUGAGGAUUUUUCAGCCUGUCUGAUUUUUUUAGAUAUUUUUUUUUUACCUCCAGGUCCCAUCAGCUCCACCCAGCAUGGAGAAUAGUGGGUGGAUCGUGGGAGAUGUUGUCCAAAACAGCUGGAGAAAUAAAGGUCCCCAAUUCCCCUUCUGUUUUAGUUCAUUU
Molecule: messenger RNA, 1836 nt
Organism: Pogona vitticeps (central bearded dragon)
Lineage: Eukaryota; Metazoa; Chordata; Lepidosauria; Squamata; Agamidae
Product: protein Bouncer
Biological process (GO): sperm-egg recognition
Cellular component (GO): membrane
Source: RefSeq, a predicted model, not a curated record